AUGCGUGCACGAAACCCUGAUGCCGCGGAAAGUGCUGUUGCAGCAGGUACGCCUACAGGUUACUAUCGAGACUCGACGUCUUCACCCGGAGGCCAAGCUAGCCCCAUGACGAAUGGCCUCACGUAUCCCCAGUACGCUACCAUGCGAGCAAGAUCUGGUCCACCGCGAAUUCAACGCGAAACUGCGAGCUUCAUGUCACCCAGUGAUACUGUGGGUGCAAGCGCAGCAUUCUCGAUGGUGGAUGUCGACCGCAUCUCCACGUCGCGACCUGGUAGUGCCCAUUCGGAGCAACCUCGUGGCCGCUCUCCACGACAAAGUGAAGAGCAACAAGCGUAUCUGCAGCAUCAGUCUCUGCACCAUCGUCGUACAAACAGCGGCCCAAGUUACCACAAUCAACGGAGUGAAAGUCAUCACAGCGCAGAGCCUACUAGCGAGGCUCAAAAGGAACAGAACAGUUCGACAAUGACUGGUACGGCCAGUACUACCAGCCAAGCAGCCGCAUGAGUAAGACCACGUGAUCUAAGACGCAUCAAAUUGUAUCGACGGCAGUGCAGUCUUGUUUUAUUUUGUUUUAAGCGCGAUGAACGUGGUAAAAUUCAAGAUUCC
Messenger RNA from Phytophthora nicotianae INRA-310, 606 nucleotides. RefSeq lists its product as hypothetical. The record is from RefSeq and is a predicted model, not a curated record. The coding region runs from base 1 to 504 and encodes 167 amino acids. Lineage: Eukaryota; Oomycota; Peronosporomycetes; Peronosporales; Peronosporaceae. The transcript has 2 exons.